GAGGCUGCGGGCUGAGCGGACCGGGCCCCUGGAGCAGGCGGCACGCCCGUCGGGGGACUAGGGCAGCGCGGGGGCGCGCCGCGGAGGCCGGGCAUGGCUGGCCGCCAGACCUGAGCCCGACUCCGCGGAGAGACAGACCGCGGCCGGUGAUGGGAACGGAGCCGUGAGCGCCGCGCCGCCGCCGCCGCCGCCGCCUCGGCCCCGCGCGAAGCUUCGGCCGCCCAGGAACAUGGCCCUGGAGCAGCUCUGCUCGGUCCUCAAAGUGCUGUUAAUAACAGUACUUGUCGUGGAAGGGAUUGCUGUGGCCCAGAAAACCCAAGAUGGACAAAAUAUUGGAAUGAAACAUAUUCCUUCAACCCAGUGUGGUAUUUGGGUUCGAACCAGCAAUGGAGGUCAUUUUGCUUCACCAAAUUAUCCUGACUCCUAUCCACCAAACAAGGAGUGUAUCUACAUUUUGGAAGCUGCUCCACGACAAAGAAUAGAGUUGACCUUUGAUGAACAUUAUUACAUAGAACCAUCAUUUGAAUGUCGGUUUGAUCACUUGGAAGUUCGAGAUGGACCAUUUGGUUUCUCUCCUCUUAUAGAUCGUUACUGUGGCAUGAAAAGCCCUCCAUUAAUUAGGUCAACAGGGAGAUUCAUGUGGAUUAAAUUUAGUUCUGAUGAAGAACUUGAAGGACUGGGAUUUCGAGCAAAAUACUCAUUUAUUCCAGAUCCAGACUUUACUUACCUUGGAGAUUGCCAGUUUGAGCUCUCGGGAGCUGAUGGAAUAGUACGUUCUAGUCAGGUGGAACAAGAAGAUAAAACAAAACCGGGCCAAGCAGUUGAUUGCAUAUGGACAAUUAAAGCUACUCCAAAGGCUAAGGUAUUAUUAU
Castor canadensis (American beaver) is the source of this 872-nucleotide messenger RNA. The record is from RefSeq and is a predicted model, not a curated record. Lineage: Eukaryota; Metazoa; Chordata; Mammalia; Rodentia; Castoridae.